AUGUUUCAACGGAAAACUUUACAAAGACGAAAUUUGAAGGGGCUUAAUCUGAACCUACAGGCAGAUUUGGCCAGCAAUGGCGAAAUGCAGGAAAAGACAGAGGCUCACCAACGACCCUCUCGAAUAGAAGGCCAGUUGAUGUCCAAUAUCAACGCGGUACAAAACAACAGUAAUUUGUACUUGCGAAGAGGCAUAAAAAAAAAACUGACGCUGGAUGCAUCUGUAAAUGAACAGGCAGAACGUCAGCCAAACGCCGUGGUCAUUCAGCAACCGCAAAACGAAUCUGUGUUGGUCCUGGCAUCGCUAUCGCAAUCGCCAUGUGCGUCUGCGUCUUCUUCUUCUUUGUCUACUCCAUGCAUAAUAGACGCGUACAGUAAUAAUUUUGGACUAUCGCCAUCAUCUACAAAUUCUACCCCAUCUACGAUACAAGGGUUGUCAACCGUUGCUACACCUAUCGAAAACGAGCACUCAAUAUUACUGCCGCCCUUGGAGGAAAGCCUUUCGCCAACCACUGCGGAUUUGAAGGAUACGUUAUCGGGAAACUCAAGUGAUAACUAUAUUCAACUACAGGAUUUGGUUCAGUUGGGGAAAAUCGGCGCUGGGAACUCAGGGACUGUAGUGAAAGCAUUGCACGUUCCUGAUUCUAAAAUCGUGGCCAAGAAGACCAUUCCUGUGGAACAGAACAAUAGUACCAUUAUCAACCAAUUAGUCAGGGAGUUAUCCAUUGUCAAAAAUGUCAAGCCUCACGAAAACAUUAUUACCUUCUAUGGUGCAUAUUACAAUCAGCAUAUAAACAAUGAAAUCAUCAUAUUGAUGGAAUAUUCAGACUGUGGUUCUUUAGAUAAGAUAUUAUCUGUUUAUAAAAGGUUUGUCCAAAGAGGAACAGUUUCGAAUAAAAAAACUUGGUUUAACGAACUUACCAUAUCAAAGAUAUCACAUGGCGUGCUUAACGGGUURGACCAUCUGUAUCGACAGUAUAAGAUUAUUCACCGUGAUAUCAAGCCUUCCAAUGUUCUGAUUAAUAGUAAAGGGCAGAUCAAAUUAUGUGAUUUUGGUGUUUCCAAAAAACUAGUAAACUCUAUAGCUGAUACAUUUGUUGGGACAUCCACUUACAUGUCGCCCGAGAGGAUACAAGGGAAUGUUUACUCCAUCAAGGGAGACGUCUGGUCGUUGGGGUUGAUGAUCAUCGAGUUGGUAACCGGGGAGUUUCCCUUAGGUGGGCAUAACGACACACCCGAUGGUAUACUAGAUCUACUACAGAGGAUUGUUAAUGAGCCUUCACCGAGGUUACCCAAGGAUCGCGUUUUCUCCAAAGAACUGACAGAUUUCGUUAAUAGAUGUUGUAUCAAGAACGAAAGGGAGAGAUCGUCGAUUAAUGAAUUGUUACACCACGACCUUAUACUAAAAUAUGCAACAGCAUCCAAAGACGACAAAUUCAGACACUGGUGUAAAAAGAUUAAAUCCAAGAUAAAGGAGGAUAAGAAUUUAAAAAGAGAAGCCUUAGAACGUGCUAAACUGGAAAAGAGACAAUGUGAAAAAUCAACAAAUUUGAACACUCCAAAUACAAGCACAUAG
Saccharomyces eubayanus is the source of this 1575-nucleotide messenger RNA. RefSeq names its product mitogen-activated protein kinase kinase STE7 (gene STE7). Gene Ontology annotation, biological process: protein phosphorylation; MAPK cascade. NCBI's taxonomy places the organism in Eukaryota, Fungi, Ascomycota, Saccharomycetes, Saccharomycetales, Saccharomycetaceae. Gene Ontology annotation, molecular function: ATP binding; MAP kinase kinase activity. The transcript has a single exon. Bases 1 to 1575 code for a protein of 524 amino acids. The record is from RefSeq and is a predicted model, not a curated record.